AUGACGUUCGCGUGCCACCGGUUCCUCCGCCUCCUCCUGCGCGCUACCCGCGCCCUGUCUCGCGUGAACAUGCCGACACCAACCACGCCGAGCUCGCGCCGGAUGUGCGUGUUUGUCGACGCGCCAAUUGCCGUAAUUCAUGUGCAGAUGCAUGUCGCACGGGUUUUUGCCCUUCUCAUUGCUCCAGCCGACGUUGUCCAUGUAAUGUCAGCUUGGCAGAUGCCCCUGCUGCGGCCGCUGUGCAGUCGCCCCGCUCCUGUCGACGGCCGGGUUGUCAGGGUGUUGUUGCCACUUCCUGUCGAACAGGCUUCUGUGCUGCCCACUGCUUCAGCCCGCGUUGUUCUUGCACACAAGGGCCCCCGCGCCAUUGCGGCACGUCGGUGCCCACGGCUCCACCAACCCAAGCGUGCCGCCGUCAUGAUUGCGACUCUGAAGUUGGACCCAAUUGUACUUCAGGCUACUGUGCGUUCCAUUGUUAUAGCCGAAGCUGCGCAUGCAGGACACGGCUGCACUCUGUCCCUGCGCAACCUCCUGAUCGUAACGCACCGCCGCGUCGACGCGUGUGUAGCCAUGACAACUGUUGGGUGUUGGUCCAGUCGAACUGCCGAACAGGAUUUUGUCCGCAGCACUGUGCUCGGUAUGCUAGCACAAGUUGCCCUUGUCGCGAUGCCCCUCUCACACGUCGUUGCCGGCGUCAUGGCUGUGCCGGGCUUGUUGCGGACGCUUGUCGGACCGGCUACUGUGAAGCACACUGUGUCAGUCCUAGGUGCUGCGGUCAGUCGAACAGUCGUUCUGGGCACCCGUGGACCUCCUCCGUUAUCGAGGAAGAUGUGUCGGGAAACGGGGGCGGCCCUCGUCGUAUUCGUCAACACCGCGGGGGCCGCACUAUCUGAGUUUGGCGCUUUUGAAUUGCAACCGACUGUGGUUGCCGAGCGGAAACGCGUGCCCCUGCCGGAGCAGCUUUACCAGUUGAUCAGCCAUACGUGUAUGAUGGGCCUCAAGGUGUUCAUGGCUGUGAGGCUGGUUUCCUUGUCAAUGGGGCGUCAUCCUCGGCGCCAGUUUCGCUCCACGCUGCCUCAUCACGUUUGA
Molecule: messenger RNA, 1089 nt
Organism: Symbiodinium natans
Lineage: Eukaryota; Dinophyceae; Suessiales; Symbiodiniaceae
Source: the annotation of a GenBank genome assembly